AAUCAUUGUAGCUUAGUUUACCCACAUUCACGUGGUGCAUCAAAACAGCAUGGCGGCUGGAUUCAAAACUGCAGAGCCCCUGGAAUACCACAGGAGUUUUCUGAAAGAAAACUGCCGGCCAGAUGGACGAGAACUGGGCGAAUUCAGAACCACAACCCUUAAUAUAGGUUCCAUAUCGACUGCAGACGGAUCGGCACUGGUGAAGAUCGGAAACACCACUGUUAUUUGUGGUAUUAAAGGGGAACUAACUUCUCCACCGGCCGACGCACCAAAUAGCGGUUAUAUAGUUCCAAAUGUGGAUCUACCGCCGUUGUGUUCGUCCAAGUUCCGACCCGGUCCGCCGGGGGAACAGGCGCAAGCAGCGAGCCAGUUCAUGGCUGACGUCAUCGAGAGCUCUGAGGUUCUACUGAAAGAAGACCUAUGCAUUGAAAAAGCAAAGCUCUGCUGGGUACUGUACUGUGACAUCAUGUGUCUGGACUACGACGGAAACUUGCUGGAUGCCUGCGUUAUCGCAUUAGUGGCGGCGCUAAAGAAUGCGCAGCUUCCGGAAGUUUCCAUCAACAAAGACACAGACUUGGCGGAAGUGAACACGGACAAGAAACGGCACCUGAACAUAGCCAAGCAUCCGGUCAGCUCGUCAUUUGCAGUAUUUGAUGACUCCAUCGUUAUCGUUGACCCUACUGCUGAAGAGGAGACGUUGUCCACCGCCAUGAUGACCGUGGUGACCGACGAGAACGACACUCUCUGCAUGCUCCACAAACCAGGUGGGACGUCGCUGUCGAGCGAGAAGCUCCAGGACUGCAUCAGCCGCGCGGUAACGAGGAACCGCGAGGUCGGCAAACUGAUAAACACGGUCACACAGAGCGUCGAAACCGACAAGUGAGACCACACACACAAACCACACAUUUCUGAGAGGGUGUUUUUUUUUUUUUUCUUCUAAAAGUUGUAUUUUUCAAUGUCAAUAUAUAUUUUCUUUUUAUCACAAUAAAACUGCUGACAAAGAACAUUUACAAAAAAGAAAAAAAU
Anguilla anguilla (European eel) is the source of this 1026-nucleotide messenger RNA. RefSeq names its product exosome component 8 (gene exosc8). The transcript has 11 exons. Gene Ontology annotation, cellular component: nuclear exosome (RNase complex); cytoplasmic exosome (RNase complex). The record is from RefSeq and is a predicted model, not a curated record. Lineage: Eukaryota; Metazoa; Chordata; Actinopteri; Anguilliformes; Anguillidae. The coding region runs from base 50 to 883 and encodes 277 amino acids. Gene Ontology annotation, biological process: U4 snRNA 3'-end processing; TRAMP-dependent tRNA surveillance pathway; nuclear polyadenylation-dependent rRNA catabolic process.